AUGGAGAACACAAGGCGCCUGAAGAAGCCUCCAGCAGGAGGGAGAACCAAGUCUCUGGACAGGGCACAGGCCCCCAGGAAAGACUCCGAGUCGUCAGACUGCCAGUGCCUUUCCCUGUCCGCUGCCUCCUCCAGGAAGGCUCUCCGCCGAACAGUCAGUGAUGGGGCCAGACGGUCUGAGAGACCAGCUCAGUCGGCAGGGGCUCAGGGCCUCACGGCUGUGGCCCUCACUCAGGAAGAGACAAGGGAGUUUCUCCCCUGUGAGCAGAGGCCCCUGCAAGACACCAAGAAGGACAAGGUGCAGAAGCGGGCCCAGCAGGGGUGGCUGAAGACGGUGCUGAACUUCUUCCUGAGGACAGGCCCCGAGGAGUCCAGAGAAAAGGCCAGCAGGAGGCCCAGGGGGAAGGAGGGCCUCCCCCAGCCCACAGAGCCCUUGGAGGCACCAGGGGAGCCAGCUCUCAAGAAGAGAGCCCAAGCCAAGAAGGCCAGCCGCAAGAAACAUGGUCACAAGAAACACGUGGCUGAGGAGACCAAGGAAGCUCCAGAUCAGGAGGCCAGAGGUCAAGAGGCAGGGCCGUCCAAGAUGGCAGCUGCCUCACACUCCGAGGAGGCUGACCUGGGCCCAGCUCGCAGGGGCGGGGAGGAUUUGGAUCACUGGUCCUUGCUCACAGAAGGGGCUGGAGCCUCGGACAUUUCUCCCCAGGCCACGGGUCAUCAGCCAGAAGAGGAGCUCAAAAAGCCUGACAAAGAUGCCAUCAUCCAGAUGAUAGUGGAAUUCCUCAAAAGAGUGGGAGACCAGUGGGAGGAAGAGCAACUUCAAGCCUCCCAGCCAGAGGCGGACCUGCAAAACUCAGCACCAACCAUCAGGAAGAAAUCCCAAGAAAAAAAGCCCAGCCCCAGGAGAGCCUUUCCUCUUAAGAAACAUAGCUCCGAGGAGCCCAGGAGAGCGGGGGCCGCAGACUCAUCCGGUCCGGAGGUCAGGCCGCUCAAGAGGCCCAGCUAUCUGCCUCUGUGUGUCGGUGGCGGCCAGCGGCCCUCCAGCUCCAGCAGUGACGGCUUAGAAGAAUCCGAAGUCCAAGAAGCCACGUCUGUAGAUGGUGGGGGUCCCAGUCCCUUCCAGCUUUCCCCAGAAGCAGGAAGCCGGGGACCCAGAGAGGAGCUGCAGCUGGACCGAGCCUUGGAGUACAAGGAAUUCAUCCAGAAUAUCAUUGCCCUUCUCCAAGACGUGGAGGAACAGAAGGCCGAGAAGCAACCUCAAGACCAGGAAGGAGAAGUGGCUGUAGAAAACCCGGCCCUACCGGGUAGGAGGAAAUCUCAAGAGAAAAAGUCCGGCAUCAAGAGAGCCUUUUCCCAUAAGAGACACAGCUCCAAGGAGCCCAAGGGAGCAGGGGCUGCCAGCCUGGAGGCCCGGCUGCCCAAAAGGUCCAGCCUUCUUCUGCCCCUGUGUGUCGGUGGCCGUCGGGCCUCCAGCAGCCUUGAUCCAGAAGGUCUCGAGUUCCAGGAGCCCUCACCUGCGGCAGGGGGACCGACUGGGUUCUCAGCAGCACCCUCCCAGGUCAGCAGCCACGAGCCAGAAGGGGGACCACCGCCGAGUGGAGUGUGGGAAUCCAAGGAGCUCAUCAUCCAGAAGCUGGUGGCACUCCUCCAAAAAGUGGACGGCCAGUUGGGGCAGCAGAUCAGGCGACACCCCAGCUUUAAAAGGUUUUUUUACAAGUUCUCCAACUCCUCCCUCAGCAAACUGGUGGCCACCCUGAGCAGCCAGGUGGGCCACUCCUCCGAGCUGGACACCAAGAGACCCUACCAUUUUGACUUUAGCUUGGCGAACCGACUUGCCGGCAACAGCAGCCACGCCCUCUGCAUCCUCAUGGGCCGAAGAGACCACUACAAUUGCAGCCAUUUCCCGUACAGAGAGGCUCAGCCGGGGAUAAGCAAACCCGAGCUGUGCAAGAGAGAAGCCCUCCCUGCUUCAGGUUCACAGGCCUCAGGCUUCUGUGGACAAGGAGACCAUUUCUGGAAGAAAAUCCUGCAGCCGGGGACUUCGCAAGCAAAUGUGUCUGAGGCCCGUGGGCAGCCUGGGCUUCCUUCCUGGACCCACCUGGGCCUAGUGGUCAUCAGCUCUCUGGGAGCCAGCGGUGGCCCACUUUUUUCUGUAUGGGCUGGAAACAUUGAGGCUGAAGAUGUCUUUCUCAUGGAACACGUUCACUGUGGUAUGGACGGUGGAGAGAGACUCUGUCUGUCUUCGCUUGUGCUGGGGGAGGGGAAGGGACACGGGGCCUCUCGUUUCUGCUACAGUUCCCUAGAGCCAUACCAGGACCCUGAAGUCCAGGGCAGCCUGUGUCGAUGUGGGCAUACCCCACGGUCCCUGGGAGCUCUGAAGAUCCCAGUGCCCAGGCAGCCAGAUCAACUCCAUUAG
Carlito syrichta (Philippine tarsier) is the source of this 2412-nucleotide messenger RNA. RefSeq names its product chromosome unknown C6orf222 homolog (gene BNIP5). Bases 1 to 2412 code for a protein of 803 amino acids. The record is from RefSeq and is a predicted model, not a curated record. Lineage: Eukaryota; Metazoa; Chordata; Mammalia; Primates; Tarsiidae. The transcript is spliced from 12 exons.